UCGGCAGCCUGACCGUCCCUCCUCCCCCACAGCACAGCUCCAGCCAACCAGCAUUGACAGGCAGGGCAGGGACCCGGAGGGACAAUCAGGAGGCUCAGGACAGCAGCACACACACACAUACAUUGGGAGCUGUGACACAGCAUUCGAGUAUUCCCAUUAGCUGUCAGCACAGGGACGCCAGCCUUGAUGCACCACCGCAAAGAGAAGCAGUGACAAGGAAAGCCAGGAAAUGGCGGGAGCAUCAGUGAAGGUCGCGGUGAGAGUGCGGCCAUUCAACUCGCGUGAAAUUGGAAAAGAUUCAAAAUGCAUUAUCCAGAUGUCUGGCAACACAACCACUAUUAUCAACCCUAAGCAGCCAAAGGAAACUCCCAAAAGCUUCAACUUUGAUUACUCUUACUGGUCCCACACUUCAAAUGAAGACAGCCAGUUUGCUGGACAGACACAGGUAUACCAAGAUAUCGGGGAGGAGAUGUUGCAGCAUGCUUUUGAGGGAUACAAUGUCUGCAUCUUUGCCUAUGGACAGACAGGAGCUGGUAAAUCAUACACUAUGAUGGGCAAACAGGAGCCAGAUCAGCAAGGAAUCAUACCUCAGCUCUGUGAAGACCUCUUCUCCCGUAUCAAUGACACAUCCAAUGACAACAUGUCUUAUUCUGUGGAGGUGAGUUAUAUGGAGAUAUACUGUGAGCGGGUCAGAGACCUUCUGAAUCCAAAGAACAAGGGCAAUCUACGUGUCCGUGAGCACCCCCUACUGGGACCAUAUGUUGAGGAUUUGUCAAAAUUGGCUGUAACAUCAUACCGUGACAUCCAAGACCUGAUGGACUCUGGUAACAAAGCCAGAACUGUGGCUGCCACAAACAUGAAUGAGACCAGCAGUCGCUCCCAUGCUGUAUUUAAUAUCAUCUUCACCCAGCGCAGGCAUGAUGCUGACAGCCAGAACACUACCGAGAAGGUCAGUAAAAUCAGUCUUGUGGACCUUGCAGGGAGUGAAAGAGCAGAUUCCACUGGUGCAAAAGGGACAAGACUAAAGGAAGGAGCAAAUAUCAAUAAGUCUCUGACAACUCUGGGAAAGGUUAUUUCUGCUCUUGCUGAAAUGGAUUCUGGAACAAAUAAGAAUAAGAAAAAGAAGAAGAAUGAUUUUGUCCCAUACAGAGACUCUGUACUCACCUGGCUUCUAAGAGAGAACCUGGGUGGAAACUCCCGGACUGCUAUGGUAGCUGCUUUAAGUCCGGCAGAUAUUAACUAUGAUGAGACCCUCAGCACCCUCCGAUAUGCUGAUCGUGCUAAACAAAUUCGCUGCAAUGCUGUUAUUAAUGAAGAUCCAAACAACAGGCUUAUCCGUGAGCUUAAAGAUGAGGUGGCCCGUCUGAGAGAACUUCUAGGUGCCCAAGGACUAUCUGACAUCAUUGACAAUGUGUGUCCUGUGGAUAACGCCAAUGUUCUACACACGCGUCAUGGUGCUGACAAUCUCUUCACAGCCGUGAAUGCCCUGACAGGCAUGAGCCCUUCUUCAUCCAUGUCUGGCUUGUCUAGUCGAGCUGCGUCUGUUUGCAGCCUGCAUGACCGCCUUGCGUUCACCCCCGGCAGUGAAGAAGCUAUUGAGAGGCUUAAGGAAACAGAGAAGAUCAUUGCUGAGCUCAAUGAAACCUGGGAAGAGAAGCUUCGCCGCACAGAGGCUAUUCGUAUGGACAGGGAAGCUCUAUUGGCAGAGAUGGGGGUUGCUAUGCGAGAAGAUGGAGGAACCCUUGGGGUGUUUUCACCUAAAAAGACUCCUCACUUGGUGAAUCUUAAUGAAGAUCCCUUGAUGUCUGAAUGUCUCUUAUAUUAUAUCAAAGAUGGCAUUACUAGAGUUGGCCGUGAGGAUAUAGAGAGAAGACAGGAUAUUGUCCUGAGUGGCCAUUUCAUCCGUGAUGAACACGGUGUUUUCCGCAGUCAUUCUAUGCCCUGUGGGUCAGUGGUGGUGACCCUGGAGCCUUGUGAUGGGGCUGACACAUAUGUGAAUGGGAAGAAAGUGACCGAACCGAUUAUACUUAGAUCUGGUAAUCGUAUCAUAAUGGGUAAGAGUCAUGUAUUUCGCUUUAACCACCCUGAACAAGCACGUCAAGAGAGAGAGCGCACUCCCUGUGCUGAGACCCCCAUGGAACCUGUGGACUGGGCAUUUGCUCAGAGGGAGCUGCUUGAGAAGCAGGGGAUAGACAUGAAGCAGGAAAUGGAGCAAAGGCUUCAAGAGCUGGAAGAACAGUACAGAAAGGAACGUGAAGAAGCAAAUUACCUCCUAGAGCAACAGAGACUGGAUUAUGAAAGUCGGUUGGAAGCACUUCAAAGACAGAUGGAUUCAAGAUAUUAUACUGAGACCAAUGAUGAAGAGGAGGAACCAGAGGAUGAAGUUCAAUGGACAGAACAGGAGUAUGAUCUGGCACUAUGGGCUUUUCGCAAGUGGAAAUGGUACCAAUUCACCUCUUUACGUGACCAGUUAUGGGGAAAUGCUAUAUUCCUCAAGGAGGCCAAUGCAAUCAGCGUCGAGCUGAAGAAGAAGGUCCAGUUCCAAUUCGUGCUGCUGACAGAUACUCUGUAUUCACCACUACCGCCUGAUUUGUUACCCCCUGAUGCUCAUUCUGAACGAGAGAAACGUCCCUUCCCAAGGACAAUUGUGGCCGUAGAGGUCCAGGACCAGAAGAAUGGUGCAACUCACUAUUGGACCUUGGAGAAACUCAGGCAGCGCCUGGACAUGAUGCGGGAAAUGUAUGACCGAGCAGCUGAGCUUCCAUCAGGUCUGAGUGACGACUGUGAUAAUGUGGUGACUGGGGGCGAUCCCUUCUAUGAUCGCUUCCCAUGGUUCCGUCUAGUGGGAAGGGCCUUUGUCUACCUGAGUAAUCUGCUGUACUCUGUGCCCUUGGUUCAUCGAGUCGCUAUUGUCAGUGAAAAAGGGGAAGUGAAAGGAUUCCUUCGAGUUGCUGUUCAGGCCAUUUCUGCUGAUGAGGAAGCUCCUGAUUAUGGCUCAGGAGUCAGACAGUCUGGAACAGCUAAAAUUUCUUUUGAUGACCAACAUUUCCAAAAGUUUCAGGCUGAAUCAUGUGCAGGAAUGACGCGCUCUGGUACAUCGCAGGAAGAACUCCGGAUAGUGGAAGGGGGUCAGGGCCAAAACCCAGACUCUGGCCCAAGUGCUGAUGAGGUUAACAAUAACACUUGUGCACCCUCUCAGCAAGCUGCUCUACUUGACAGUCCCAUUAAAGCUUCUUUUGAUCUGUGUGAUGGAGGUGGACAUCCCCUGAAACUGGGCAGCAUCUUCACCUUUAGAGUGACCGUUCUACAGGCCUCCAGCAUCCCCCCAGAAUAUGCGGACAUUUUUUGCCAGUUCAACUUCAUCCAUCGUCAUGAUGAAGCAUUUUCUACGGAACCUUUGAAGAACACAGGCCGCGGACCUCCACUGGGCUUCUACCAUGUUCAGAAUAUUGCUGUGGAGGUUACGCAGUCGUUUGUGGAGUAUGUGAAGACGCAGCCAAUAGUAUUUGAGGUUUUUGGGCAUUAUCAACAGCACCCAUUCCCUCCCCUGUGCAAAGAUGUGUUAAGUCCCUUGCGCUCCUCCAGACGUCUCCUCCCGCGAGUCAUGCCACUGUCCAAACCAGUUCCUGCCACUAAGUUAACUAGGCAACGUGUUCCCAGUACUGGUCAAUUCCACUCCAAGUAUGAUCUAAUGGCAUACUUCCAAAUCUGUGAACUGGAGGCAAAUGGAGACUAUAUACCUGUAGCAGUAGAUCAUGGUGUUGGCUUACCUUGUCAUGGUACAUUCCUUCUGCAUCAGGGCAUCCAAAGGCGCAUUUCAGUAACACUUGUGCAUGAAGCAGGAGCAGAACUGAAAUGGCAGGAAGUGCGGGAAUUGGUAGUAGGGAGAAUCAGGAAUACACCAGAGGCUGAUGAGUCUCUAAUUGACCCCAACAUCCUGUCCUUAAACAUCCUGUCUGCAGGGUAUCGCCCCCCAGAGGGAGGUGACCGGCAGUUUCUUGAUUCUGACACACCUAGCAGCCACUCCGUGCUGGGCACCAGGACAUUCUAUCAUUUUGAAGUGGCAUGGGACAGCUCUAUGCACAACUCUAUACUGCUGAAUCGUGUCACUCCUUAUAGAGAGAAGAUAUAUAUGACGCUGUCUGCUUAUGUAGAGCUGGAGAAUUGCACUCAGCCAGCUAUAAUCACCAAAGACUUCUGUAUGGUCUUUUAUUCUCGAGAUGCCAAACUGCCAGCUUGUCGCUCAAUUCGAAACCUAUUCGGUGCAGGAAGCCUGCGAGCUUCUGAGAGUAACCGCGUGACAGGCGUUUAUGAGCUCAGUCUUUGCCGAGUUGUAGAGGCCAGCAGUCCUGGGAUGCAGAGGAGACGCAGACGUGUACUGGACACAUCUGUGGCAUAUGUACGGGGUGAAGAGAACCUUGCAGGCUGGAGGCCAAGGAGUGACAGCUUAAUCCUUGAUCAUCAAUGGGAGUUGGAGAAACUGAGUCUACUUCAGGAGGUUGAGAGGACUCGUCAUUACCUGCUGCUACGGGAGAAACUGGAAUCCAUACUUAGGGGAGCCACAGAUGCUCUAACUCCUUCUCCUAGUGAUGAGAUGCCACCACUCAGCCCAACGUGCCAGCUGGUGCAACUCACAGAGGAAGGCUCUCCACAAGUAGAGCAAAACCCUCUGGAGACUGCCAGUGAGAGACAAAAAGAGCUUGCUGCCAAGUGUCUCCGACUGCUCACCCACACAUUUAACAGAGAGUACACCUACAGUCAUGUGUGUGUAAGCGCCAGUGAAAGCAAGCUGUCUGAGAUGUCAGUUACACUCCUCCGUGACCCCUCUCUUUCUGCAAUCGGGAUGUCAACUCUCACACCUUCCAGCACCUGUCCAUCCCUGGUAGAAGGACGAUACUGCAACUCAGAGUCCAGUCCCCAGCCACUCUCACGAUCUUUCAGUCCUGAGAGGGAUCUUCCAAGUCCUGCCAAAGAGCUGCAGAAGUCUCCCAGCACAGGGCUCAAGAUACCUUCUAGCUUGUUUAAUCCAGAUAUACAGGAAGUCCGGGUUAGCCCUAUUGUUUCUAAGAAAGGGUACUUGCACUUUUUGGAGCCUCACACCGGAGGCUGGGUAAAGAGGUAUGUGGUGGUCAGACGUCCCUAUGUAUACAUCUACAACAGUGAUCGGGAUCAAGUGGAGAGAGCCAUUCUUAAUCUCUCUCAGGCUCAGGUGGAGUACAGUGAGGAUCAACAGGCCAUGCUGAAGACCCCCAACACCUUUGCUGUGUGUACACAACAUCGCGGCAUUCUGCUGCAGGCCAGCAAUGACAAGGACAUGCAUGAUUGGCUGUAUGCCUUUAACCCUCUUCUGGCUGGCUCCAUUCGGUCUAAACUGUCUCGACGCAGAACAGCUCAAAUGAGAAUUUAAUGGAUGCUUACACACUUCCUUUUAUUCAUUGACAUGCUAAAGCAUUAAUUCACCUCACUCCACAAUCCCAAACUACACACAACAAGAGCCUCACUAGCUCAUCAGAUCUCUGUACUCACACUUACUUGUACUGCUUGUACGGAGACCUCCUGUACGCUCCUCAUGGCUGGGGGGAGGUAUUUCACAAGUCUAGGCACACUAGGUCACCCGAACUAGAUUUGUUCAUGUGCCACAUAGGGCUGGGCCUAGGGCAGCAAAUAUUUAAGGGGAUGGUAGUCUAUGCCAUGUUUCGUUGUCUUAUAACAGUUAUUUAUUUAUUUAAGUUUAU
Messenger RNA from Nanorana parkeri, 5735 nucleotides. RefSeq names its product kinesin family member 1A (gene KIF1A). Gene Ontology annotation, cellular component: axon; microtubule; kinesin complex. Gene Ontology annotation, biological process: vesicle-mediated transport; cytoskeleton-dependent intracellular transport; microtubule-based movement. The coding region runs from base 230 to 5407 and encodes 1725 amino acids. The record is from RefSeq and is a predicted model, not a curated record. Gene Ontology annotation, molecular function: microtubule binding; ATP binding; ATP hydrolysis activity. NCBI's taxonomy places the organism in Eukaryota, Metazoa, Chordata, Amphibia, Anura, Dicroglossidae. The transcript is spliced from 49 exons.